AUGAUUUCUGUUUGCCCACAAAAUGACUUGCAAAAAUGCUACAGAAGCCUCACAUUCGAUGUUCCAGGACAACAAUUCGAAGAGAGAAAUGAACAAAACCUUAAAAAACGGGCCAAAAAGAAAGGCAGUUUCCAACCAUCUGUUGCCUUUGACACAGUGCCUUCCACCGCUGGUUAUUCUUCUAUAGACGACAGCAGGGAAGGAUUCAAAGGUGUACCUGUUCCCAACUAUUACACGAUGGAAGAGUGCUAUGACGAUGAAACAGACUCUUUUUCGCCAAAUUUGCAAUAUUAUUUGAGAGAUACAUUCCAAUCAUCACCUUUUCUGAAUACUAGAAAAGAGAACAAAUCUGAAUCCAGUAGUUUUCCAAUGAGAUCCUCAAAGUUGUUGGAAAAGAAUUCUGACAUCAAAAAAUAUUUCUUGGUAUCCAAGAAUGGAAAAAUAGUGAGGAGAGACUAUCCAAGCACGCCAGUAAUUGUCAACGAAACGUUGAUGAUAAACAGGUUUGAAAAGAACUGGAUAAAGUUAUGGCGCCAAAGAAAACUACAAAUAAAUGAAAGGCUGAAUGACAAAAAAAAAUGGUUUACUUACCCAGAACUUAUCUUCUCUGAAGAGCGUAUUAAACCGUUAUAUAGAGGAGAUGAUAGUGCACCAUGUACAAAAGAACAAAAAAGAAAGCAUAAAAUACUUCAACAAAAGGUCGGAUAUCCCAAUAACCCUAAGACAAUAGUUUGUCACAUUAACGGAAAAAAACAUACGUGGGUUGCCCUAGACUGGACAGUCUACAAGUUUGCACGAAAUCUUGAUCACAUUGUUGUCAUAACUACACUGCCAAAAAUGAUUUCUAACAGGAAAAAAACUGCAAAAGAUGAUACAGAAUGGGCACCGGGAUAUCAAAAAGAAGUAAUAGAUCAAAAAUUAAACGACAUUUUUGAUUAUAUUUUACAGCUAGUAAAAGUGGUCAAAAUAUCCGUCAAAAUUACUUUAGAAAUAAUUGUAGGCAAAAUUAAAAAAAGUCUGGUAGAUGUCAUUAAUGUCCAUACUCCAGAUUUCUUAGUUCUUGCUACUUUAAAGCACGAGCGAAAUGAGAAUCUUAUUACAUAUAAAUCCAAAAAGCUGACAGAUGUCUUUCCUGUUAGUUAUCCGAUUCCCACAUUUGUUGUUCCCUCGAAACGAAUGUAUUCGUUCGAACUGAAUCUACAAAGAGAAGUAAAUGAACAUUAUGUCUCAAAAAAUCAUAUGAAGCACGAACACACUGACGUUGAGAGCAUGAGCAGUUCAAUGUUCAAAAAAAAUACAAUAUCAGAUAUUUCUUCACAUAUUUCCGUAGAUUCGUACGCCGAAGAUUUCAAAAGGCAAGGCUACAUCAAAAAGCAGUUCAACACCUCUAAUGAUUCCAUUCCAAGAAAAUUGACCGGUCUCGCCCAGCAUUCAAGAAGGAAGAUCACGGGUGAUAUAGAAAAAUUACAAGACGAUGAGAAAGAUAGAGAAUGUACUAAGGAAAAACUUUUGUUGAAGAAAAUUGAUAUCAUAAUUAGAGAGUCAUUGAAGUCUUCUUUAGCGAUAGAGACGUUGCCUGGUAAAAAUGUAUCGCAGUCCAGUCACGGUGACCAAAUUUCCAGCUUUAAGAAUGCUUUGAUAGGCAAUGGGUCGAAAAACACAAAGUUUAGAAAAUCUUUAAUACCAUAUUCUUCCUCAGAGGAACAAAAUACCACAACAACUAUUAAACUCAGUAGCUCGCCUACGUCCCAAAUCAAGUUUGCAACCUCUGUAAAACACAAAGAUGGAAGAGCCGCCCUUGGCAAAGCCAGAAAUCUGCCUGAUAUAAGGCACAGUAUUUCCUUCGACAAAGAAAAUUCCUUUGAUCCAUCUGAUAAAAGCAGUAGUGUUGAUAAUAGCAUUCCUUUGAGGAAAGUUAAAAGUGCCGGUGCGUUAAGAAAAGUCAAAACUAAUGACUCCUCAAGUAGUGCAGGGUCAAAGAAAAGCUCGUCUAGUUUUAGUACUGUGAACACCUUCACUGGGGGUGGAGUUGGGAUUUUUAAGGUGUUUAAAAGUGGAAGUUCCUCUGGAAAUAAAUCAUCCAGUAGAAGGAAUAGUAGCAGUGGCGAUGUUUUUGAAAGUGAUGAUCGUAACGACAAGAAAAAGAAGAAGAAAAAAAAGAAGAAAUCAUUGUUCUUAUUCGGCAAAAUAUGA
Messenger RNA from Saccharomyces cerevisiae S288C, 2193 nucleotides. RefSeq lists its product as uncharacterized. Bases 1 to 2193 code for a protein of 730 amino acids. Lineage: Eukaryota; Fungi; Ascomycota; Saccharomycetes; Saccharomycetales; Saccharomycetaceae. The record is from RefSeq and is marked reviewed. The transcript has a single exon.